Messenger RNA from Anarrhichthys ocellatus (wolf-eel), 3165 nucleotides. RefSeq names its product homeobox protein Hox-B2a-like. Gene Ontology annotation, cellular component: nucleus. NCBI's taxonomy places the organism in Eukaryota, Metazoa, Chordata, Actinopteri, Perciformes, Anarhichadidae. The transcript has 2 exons. Gene Ontology annotation, molecular function: RNA polymerase II cis-regulatory region sequence-specific DNA binding; DNA-binding transcription factor activity, RNA polymerase II-specific. The coding region runs from base 452 to 1747 and encodes 431 amino acids. Gene Ontology annotation, biological process: regulation of transcription by RNA polymerase II. The record is from RefSeq and is a predicted model, not a curated record.
AAUAGCAGCCAUCCUGUGAUGCAGCCCUGCGUUGCCACAGCAUUUGGUGGAAAAAAAUAAUAAUGCUGCUUCCCACUGCCAUCGCCAUCGCCGCCAGGGCCUGGACCCCCCCAACACCCCGAUUGGCUGUUUCGCGUCACAUGAUCAGGAAUUGGCUGCAAUUUCGCCCCAUAGUUCUUCAGUUUAGCCUACCCAUGGUCCCCAUACGCGAGUAAUAUCACCAAUAUACACAAUUAUUAUAUAGCCGCCGCGUUUACGCCAUUGCGGUCGGGAGCCUACAUGCUUGUGCGUUUUUUCCUUUUUUUUCCCCCGAAAGAAGCCAUAUUGUUUUGAGUGCGUGCGCGAGCGCGCGCGUUUAUGUGUUUUUUUUUUUGUUUUGUUUUUUUAUUUUGGGGAAGGGAUUGUUUCGGGGGUCUCGCCGUUCUGAGGUCGAAGCCGGUUCGAGGGAGCUAUGAAUUUUGAAUUUGAGAGGGAGAUCGGUUUUAUCAACAGCCAGCCGUCCCUAGCAGAGUGCCUGACGUCCUUCCCAGCCGUCCUGGAGUCAUUUCAAACUUCAUCAAUCAAGGAGUCGACAGUAAUUCCGCCUCCCUUCGAGCACACCAUCCCCAGCCUCAGCCCCUGCACAGCCAGCCAUCCGAGACCGGCUGCUAGGAGCCAGCAGAACCGGAGGACCUCCGUCGCCAAUGGCCUCCAGACGAACCACCGGGGCGCCCAGCAGCCCUUCCCGCCCGGCCAGACCCCUGCCCUGGCCGUGGCCGCCCCGGCCGGCCCGCUGGCCCACGAGUUCCCCUGGAUGAAGGAGAAGAAGUCCUCAAAGAAGUGCCCGAAGCCUGGGAGCGGCUCCAGCGGCGGCGGAUCCAUCAUCCCCCUUGGCUCGUCCUCCCCGUCGCCGACCGCCUCCGGGUACGCUUCGGCGGGCAUCGAGUCACCCACAGACUCGAGCCAGGCGAGUCUGGAUGGUGGAGGAGCCGGGUCCCGCCGGCUGCGCACCGCCUACACCAACACGCAGCUGCUGGAGCUGGAGAAGGAGUUCCACUUCAACAAGUACCUGUGCCGGCCUAGGAGGGUGGAGAUCGCCGCCCUCCUGGAUCUGACCGAGCGGCAGGUCAAAGUCUGGUUCCAGAACCGGCGGAUGAAACACAAGCGCCAAACGACGCACCACCGGGACGGCGGAGGCCACGAAUCCGGCGAGUUCGAGCCGCUCGAAGGCGCCGACGCCUCGUCUCCGUACUCGAGCCAGCCGCUGGAAGCAUCUGGCACUGGGGAGGCUGAGUCGGACAGCGAGGCGGGGAGCUGCAAUCCAUCUUCGGCCGCCUACGCUAAUGACAGCGGGGACAAUGCACAACCCACGCCGGAGAAAGGAGGCCGACCGAGCCGCCCCGAACGCCCACCGUUGCCGGGAGCAUCUGGCUCCUCCGACGCUUCCGCGGCUCGCCACUCUCCGCCAACGUUCACCGCGGAUAUCCCGGGCCUGAUGCAGCUCGGCGAGGCCGGGCUCGCAGAGGCAGCGUCCGACCCGUCGUUCUCCGAGCAGCGGGACUCCUCCGUCUCCUCGACCUCGUCCUCUGCUGCCGCCGCCGCCGCCGCCUCGACAUCGCUCCCCGACCUGGCCUUCUUUUCCGGGGACGCCUGCCUGUCGCCAAGCCUGCAGAGCUCCCUGGAUAGCCCGGUGGAUUUCUCCGAGGAGGACUUCGACCUGUUCACGAGCACACUGUGCACCAUAGACCUGCAGCACCUGAACUUCUGAGAAACAUAAAACUACAAAGAACUAAGGAGCGGACGGAGAGCGUGGACGAGCAAUCGAGCGGAGGAGACGGCACUGCAAGCUUCUCGGCAACAUUCCUGAAACAUUUCUGAACUAAAAUGAUGUUCCUUUUUUAAAUCUAUUUUUUCGUCUUCUUCCUGGUUUUAUUUUACGACUGUAGCCUACCUAGUUUAAGAGAGUUGCAGUUCAUUUUAUUUCAUUUUCUUUUUACAUUUUAAACAUCGAAGGGAUUUUUAUUUUUUAUUUUUGCUUUUCCACGAUCGAAACUUUGUGGAUUUUUCUCUCUCCCCUUGUUCAGGUAUUUAUUGCCUUUCUUGUUUUUUGUUUUGUACUGAUUUACCUCAUCAGUAUGUGUGGAUUUAUUUCAUCUCUUACAUUCUGGUGCAGCUUCAUGGAUCCUUAAUAACUUCUCAGGAACUGUUCACGGAGUCUAAAGGUGCAGAUAGCUGGACUGCUUUCUAGAAACUAUCCCAACUGAAGAAUGAAUUCUUUCUCUCUCUCUGAACGAGACAAGACCAGAGAGAGAAGUCCUGCUGAUGACCCGAGUUUUAGACCCUAGUUUAUUUAUUGAAAUUCUUUAAUAGUGAAAAUCCAAAUUAUUUAUUGUACAUAUAUUUUCAUAGUGGAAUAAUAAUAAAAAAAAACCCACAAACAUUUAAGAUGUGGCCCAUGUCGUUUUGUUUUAUGAAUUCCAGAGGUGCUGAAUGGCCUUUAUAAUAAUGAUGUGGAUACAUGCAGCAUUCAAAAUAAGAAUUCAGUGCAAUUUGUAUUACACCAAGUAUAAUACAAAGUGAACAUUUAGCAGCAUAUUUGACCAUUCAUUGUUUUCUUCUUUAUUAUUUUGUUGCUGUUAUACGAGUGUAAUAUUUUUUAUCUGCUAUUUUAUAUAGUAUAAAUAAUUCCCAUGCUAUAUUUAUACAUUGCAAUUCAUUAUAAGCCUAUAAUUCCCUUUUUAUAAAUCUUUUAUAAUUAUUAAGGUUCAGGUUGUCAUUUUACUAAACAAUGUGUAAUUUUGAUCAUAUUUUAAUCUUCUAAUAUGCAUUUUAAUUUUAACUCAUAAUGUGGACUGAAUGCAGAUUAUUUUUAAGUGUUAAUGCGUGGCUCCCUGUAGUCCCCCCCCCACACUAUCAUCCACCACAUAACUAUAUAGCCUGAUAUAUAGCCUGGCAUGGCCCAGUAUGGUUCAGCUGGUGUUUACACAGAGAUAACCCUAGAAUGAGGUAUUUUUCCAGAGCAGAUAAAAACAGGAGAAACGGUCUGAGGCCAGGCUGGGUCAUUGUUUUCCUCCAUCGCAUCAGCUUAGCUCAGCUGAGAAGGAGCUAAUGGUUAGCAUAGCACACCAGAGGCAGCUUCCAUAGCAGCCUUUCACUUAGAACGUGUGAGACCCCAGAGCUGACCCC